UUAUUAUUAUUAUUACAAUUUUGCAUCAUCAUUUUUAUUUUUUGUAUCACAAAAUGUAAGGGGACUGAACACAUAUUACCGCGGCUUGCACGAACAAAAUGUGCUAACACCAUGAUACCGAAGAAGAAGAAAAACAGAAAGUCCAACCUACUUUUCUUCCAAGGAGGACUGAAGCUGAGCAGUGCUCUGCAUUAUGCGCUCGCGAAUCCGCUAUCCUCCAUCUGUUCAGUGUGUUGUUUACAGUUUUUCUUGCUCUGCAAAAAUAACCGGCGACUGGAAGCUAGCAACUUGCAUUGAUUGUAUGGAUGUAGUGGAUCUGAGCGCUCCAGUACGCGCAUUGCUACGUCAAACUUUACUUGACUAACAUGGAAGUUUUUUUUGGCCUACAUUGUCUUUAUAGGGAGAUUUGCGCUUUGAUAGAUUGACCUGCUGAAACUUUCUUUUUGACAAUAAGAGGAGCCCCUGGAUUACAGGAUUGUAUGAUCAUUUUAGAAGUUGAAGAUGCAGGUCCGAACGGUCCUCGAAGUGAAAGUUAUGGAUGUGCAGAAGAGGCGGAAUCCCUCUAAACAUUACGUGUACCUCAUCAAUGUCACAUACUCUGACUCCACCUCUCAUGUCAUCUACAGGAGAUACAGCAAAUUCUUUGAUCUCCAGAUGCAGAUCCUGGACAAGUUCCCAGUGGAGGGAGGGCAGAAGGACCCCAAAAAGAGAAUAAUUCCCUUCUUACCAGGUAAACUCUUAUUUCGGCGAAGUCAAGUCAGAGACGUGGCUGUGAAAAGGUUGAAGCAUCUUAAUGACUACUGCAGAGCUGUGAUGAGGCUCCCUAACCAGAUCUCCCAGAGUGAGGAGGUGCUGAGGUUCUUUGAAACCAAGGCUGAGGACAUCAACCCUCCUAAAGAGGACUAUGGGGGAUCCACCAAACGCAACUCAGGUUUGGAUGGUGCCAAUCCUAUGCUACUGGAGCAGUACAUGGUGGUGGCCAACUAUGAGAAGCAGGAGCCGGCGGAAAUCAGCCUGCAGGCCGGCAAACUGGUAGACGUCAUCGAUAAGAGCGAGAGUGGCUGGUGGUUUGUCAGUACAGCGGAGGAGCAGGGAUGGGUCCCUGCGACAUACCUGAAUACCCACAGUAACACACGAGAUGACCUGGAGCUGGGCGCCUCCAAGUCCAGGGAAGACACUAAGCACCGUAAGGCCCAUCUGAAGAGGCUGGACCGGAGAUGGACCCUGGGGGGAAUGGUCAGCAGGCAGCAGAGCCGAGAGGAGAAGUAUAUGACGGUGCAGCCAUACACCAGCGAGGGAAAGGAUGAGAUCGCCUUUGAGAAAGGAGUCAUCGUGGAGGUCAUCCAGAAGAACCUGGAGGGCUGGUGGUUCAUCAGGUACCAGGAUAAGGAGGGCUGGGCCCCGGCCUCCUACCUGAAGAAGGUGAUGGAGGACUUCUCUCCCCGUAGUAGUAAUAAGAAGGCCCCCUUGACUGGCCCGGUGGAGAUAAUCAGCAACAUCAUGGAGAUCAGCAACUUGCUGAACAAGAAGGCCCUGAGUGAGAUGGACGUGCAGACAGACGGCCAGCAAGAGGACAACCCCCUGACCACCCCCUCCCUGGUCAAGAGGCAAAUCAGCCUGCCCAUACCCUGCUCUAGCUCAGACUUCAGCCCUGGUGCCGCACUGGUGGAUGUUAAGGGCAAAGUAGAACCAGCCGCUCCAGUCAUAGCCCGCAUCGCUCCUCACAGUAUAGAGAUCAGCUCCCCAAUCCUCAGACAAAAGCCACCUCCUCGCAGAGAUGCAACUCUGGGAUUCAAUUUACCCUCGCCACCAGAGCCCCCUACUGUUGAAGCAGAGUACUACACCAUUGCAGAGUUCCAGUCCGUCAUUUCAGAUGGCAUCAGUUUUAAUGGAGGGCAGAAAGCAGAUGUGAUCGAGAAGAACUCUGGUGGCUGGUGGUAUAUCCAGAUUGGUGAGAAAGAGGGCUGGGCUCCCUGCUCCUACAUCGACAAACGAAAGAAGCCCAACCUAAACCGCAGAACCAGCACUCUGAGCCGGCCCAAAGUCCCGCCCCCAGCCCCGCCCGUCAAGAAGCAGGACUCUGAGCAGGACUCUGAGGCUCCAGAGUCCCCUACAUCUCCUGGAAGGCCUGUGUACGAGGAGCCAGAAUAUGACAUUCCUGCCAUUGGGUUUGAUCUGGAGUCAGAGUUUGAGUUCCUCAGGACAGAUGGGUCCUCAGUGGAUGGGAAGAACGAGGAUAGCUCCUCAGAGAAGGGCUCUCACCUGUCCUCCAAGCCAUCUCCGGCCUCUUCUCUCCAUAGCGCCUCCUUCAAGAUGGGCGAGUCGUCCGAGGACGUGGGGCAGGAAGAGGAGGAGCCUGAGGGAGAGGAGUGUAUCUAUGAGAAUGACUGCUUCAUGCCUUUCAGAGAGAUGCCUUAUACACAAUCCAGUGGCGACUCCGACUCCCUGAAGAUUAGAGCCCCGUUGGAGACUAGCAAGGUUGAAAAUUCUCACUCCAUGUUUGGGGCAAGGAGAAAAGGGAAGACGAUCCAGCUGAACGGCAGCCAGUCCUGGUCUCAAACCAAAGCAGAGGCCGGGGCAUCCAGCUCCAAACCUGCCUCUACAGAGUCCAACUCAGAUCUCUCCCAGCAGUCCAGGCCCAAGAAGGACAAAGAGGAGCACAAGAUGGGCUCCACUAAGUCCUCCAUCAAACCAAAGCCAUUGGUCAGGCCUAAGCCCCAGCUGGCCAAGGCCUCCAGUGCAGAGAAAAUGGACAUCGGCAGCCUCCGGAGACAACUUAGGCCUACAGGCCAGCUGAAGAAGGACUCCAGAGGAGAAGACUUUGAAACAGCCUCUGUCAUCUCCUCUGAGGACUCUGUGUCCUCCCACAGCACCUCCGACAUCUCCUCCAUCUACUCUAAAGGCAGCCGGGGAGACUCAGACGAGGGCUGCAGUCUCUACCGCACCACAGAUGCCUAUGAGAAGGUCCAGGACUCAGAGAUGAGCUUCCCUCCUGGGGUGGAAGUGGAGGUGCUGGAGAAGCAGGAGAGUGGCUGGUGGUACAUCCGCUUGGGCGACACUGAGGGCUGGGCUCCAACCUACUACCUGGAGCCUAUCAGGCAGCUGGACGACAAAGCUGGGUCAGAGUCCGAUGGCACCCCUACCAAACUCGGCAGCCUGAGCAAGUCCAACAGCCUGGAGAAGAAUGAGCAGAGGGUCCAGGCCCUGAACAACAUCAACCAGAGCCUAAAGAGGAGCAUACCGCCCAUCCCCUCCAAGCCCUUUGGCCUAUUCAAUGGCUCGCAGAAGAAUGUUAUGAAACAGCAGCAGGUGGUCAGGCCUCAGUCAGUCUUCAUCUCCAAGCCGAUCAUCGACGGGCCAAACCCAGUAGGCUCCCUUAGGAGGGGUGAGUCACUCAACUCCACUGACCACCCACGCUCUAGUCCCACCGUGCGCCGCAACGCUUCCUUUGGUACUACCCCGUGGUGCCCAGCGCCGAAUGGUAACAGACCCGGGACGGGAAGCUCCGAAUCACUGGGCCGGGGGUCUCAGAGGAACGGUCUACCUAUUUCCACGGUGAAACCCAAAACCCACCUCAUCCACAACAACCUCCGUGAAGUGUAUGUCUCCAUAGCGGAUUACCAUGGUGAUGAGGAGACCAUGGGGUUCCCCGAAGGAACGACUCUGGAGGUUCUGGAGAGGAACCCUAAUGGCUGGUGGUACUGCCAGAUCCUGGAUGGAGGUCGACCUCGAAAAGGCUGGGUCCCCUCAAAUUACCUGGAAAGGAAGAGCUAGUGAUACACUAAUAUUCAGUGCAUGUGCAAUCAGGUCAGAGACCGUGGAAGACAGUGUAAAUCGAAAUGGAAAGACACUGUUUUUUACAAUGUAAAGAUGGAAAUCAGAAGAGACAAUUUACAGUAUCAUUGAAGUGGUAUACUUUGGGUUUUCUAAACUGAGGGUGGCCAACCAAUCCUGCAUAUAAUUACUUGACAUUUUAUUAUUGUAAUCUGAAGUAACAAAGAAAGUACUUCAAAGUAUAAUUUUUUGACAGGAUUUUAUCUAUUCACAGACAGCCGGGGGUUGGAACAAAUACCUUUGGCAUUAAAGUCAGCAAAAGGUCAAUCACAUGUAUAACAAAAUCAUUAAACAAAAGUGGUUGAUUUGAUGAAAUGUGCUUUUUAAUCCAAAAUGGAAGAAUAAUGGGAUUUGGACACCAGUGGAGGAGCUUUGGACAGCUUUGGCUGAUCAUGGUGAGUUUUUGUGAUAAGAUAACAUUACUUAAUGAUCUCCAAUGGGCUAAACAUUAUUCACUUCAAAUGAUAUUUGAUCAUACAAUUUUUUUAAAUGUUUUUUUUAAUGAUUUCUUCUUUAAAGGUCCAAUGCAGCCAUUUUUUCUCAAAAUCAAAUCAUUUCUGGGUAAAAAUUAAGUAGCUUACUGUGAUUGUUUUCAAUUAAAAUAGUCAAAAAUAAACAAAAAUAGCUUCUUAACAAAUAGCAAUUUCUUAUUGCAAAGAGGAAUUGGUUUAUUAACUAAUUUACUCAAAUAGCUUUUACUCUAAAAGGGCAUUAUCAUACUUUUUACAAUUUCACAGUAUUAUUCCAACCUCAUAGUGUGUAAAUAUAUAUACAGUGCAUUUGCAAAGUAUUCAGACCCCUUCCCCUUUUCCACAUUUUGUUACGUUACAGCCUUAUUCUAAAAUGGAGGAAAUCCUCAGUAAUCUACACACAAUACCCCAUUACGUCAAAGCAAAAACAGGUUUUUAGAACCUUAUUUACAUAAGUAUUCAGACACUUUGCUAUGAGACUUGAAAUUGAGCUCACGUGCAUCCUGUUUCCAUUGAUCAUCCUUGAGAUGUUUCUACAACUUGAUUGGAGUCCCUUGAUUGGAGAAACUUCCAGAAAGACAACCAUCUCUGCAGCACUCUACCUAUCAGGCCUUUAUGGUAGAGUGGCCAGACGGAAGCCACUCCUCAGUAAAAGGCACAUGACAGCCUGCUAGUAAUUUGACAAAAUGCACACAAAGGUCUCUCAGACCAUGAGAAACAAGACUCUCUGGUCUGAUGAAACCAAGAUUUAACUCUUUGGCCUGAAUGCCAAGUGUCACGUCUGGAAGAAACCUUGCAUCAUCCCUACGGUGAAGCAUGGGGGUGGAAGCAUCAUGCUGUGAGGUUGUUUUUCAGUGGUAGGGACUGGGGGACUAGUCAGGAUCGAGGGAAAAAUGAACGGAUG
Salmo salar (Atlantic salmon) is the source of this 5208-nucleotide messenger RNA. Its product is annotated as SH3 and PX domain-containing protein 2A. The record is from RefSeq and is a predicted model, not a curated record. Lineage: Eukaryota; Metazoa; Chordata; Actinopteri; Salmoniformes; Salmonidae. Gene Ontology annotation, molecular function: protein binding; phosphatidylinositol binding. Gene Ontology annotation, cellular component: cytoplasm.